Austrofundulus limnaeus is the source of this 3146-nucleotide messenger RNA. Its product is annotated as endosialin. Gene Ontology annotation, molecular function: calcium ion binding. The record is from RefSeq and is a predicted model, not a curated record. The coding region runs from base 860 to 2953 and encodes 697 amino acids. NCBI's taxonomy places the organism in Eukaryota, Metazoa, Chordata, Actinopteri, Cyprinodontiformes, Rivulidae. The transcript is spliced from 2 exons.
AACAGUAGGUGGAAGGAAAAGAAGGAGCGGACAGUAAGUAGAAGAGCAGGGGGACAACUUCUGCAUCACAUGAAGCUGACAAACUCUUUCCACUCCUGUGGAUGCUGCGUUGCAUUAACGCUGUGUGUGUGUUUGUGUGUGUGUGUCAAGAUUGGGGACAGCCUUUCGUGUGCUUUUCAUAUUUCUCCCAGGGUUUUUAAUUCCCCCAACAGCCCCCAAACCCCACCACCCACACACCAUCGUCCCCUCUGGUCUUCUUUCAGACACUUUACCAGCCCCCUCUUCCAAAAAAAAAAAAAAAAAAAUGCAAAGACAUCCUCCACAAUUUUCCUCUACGUAGCCCCCACCUCCUGCCCUCGGCCCUCCCCAGUCUUCCUCUCUUUCUGAUGCUCAGUCUGAAAGCCAGCUCAGCAGAGGUAAGGGAGCUGUGGCAGGAUCAGAUACACUCACAGGAUUUCUGCCUUGAAAGUUUAUUCGAGUCAUUGCAUCUAUUUUGGGCUUGGAGGAAAGGAAAGGCAGCUCCCUACAUCCAGUUCUGGACUGGACUGCAGUUUGGACUGUGUGGGUCAAAARAAAUUGGAGGAUUUUCUUAAAACAGCCACUGACAGUUUGAAUGAAAGUUUGGGUGUUUUUWUGCAGAGUGCCUUAGCUGUUUAAGGCAAAUGAAAGAAAAUACAUUUAUUCUGGACUUUUUGUGUUCUAAAGUAAUCUGAUUUUUUUUAAAAACUUAGUCUAGAUUGGUUCAAGAUUUUUCUGGUCAAAGGCAGAGACUUUUUUUUUCACAGGAAUUUUUUCUUUUAGUAAGUUGUGGUAAUCCUUUGAAUGUUGGCUUAGUUUAGAGCUCAGCUUGUGGUUGAGGAUGCUAAAGAAGACCAGGAGCAGCUGCAGCAGCAUGAGCCUCUUGUGCAUCCUGUGGCUCCUGGUUGUUUGUGUGGCCCCUGGAAGCUGGGGCCAGAGGCAGAGCAACCCUGAGGAGGACCAGCUGCCAGAGAAGCACACAAUCUGCUACCAGGAAGGAUGCUACGCUGUCUUCUUCCAGAAGAAGAUCUUCAGAGAAGCUGGGCAGGCCUGCAGGGAGCAUGGUGGGACCCUGGCCACUAUGCAUACCAAAGAAGCAGCGGACGUGGUCCACGAACUGAUGUCGGCCAUCGAUCCACAAGGCUCCAGGUCCAAGUUCCGUGUCUGGAUUGGACUGCACAGAGCUCCACGCCAGUGUUCGACCACCCGACCGCUCAAAGGAUUCGUCUGGGUCACAGGAAACCAGGAAGGUCAAUUCACCAACUGGAUCCGUGAAGAAAUGCCAAAGACGUGUGCCGCCCACCGCUGCGUGGCCAUGGCUGCUCACACAUCAGAGAGCGAGCGAGAGAGAGCAGCGAACUACAAGUGGAUUGAAGGCCCCUGUGGAGUGCCUUUGGAUGGAUAUAUUUGUCAGUAUAACCACAAAGCGACGUGUUCACCACUAGAAGAUGAGGGCAGAGGUCCGGCUGUUUAUACAACGCCUUUUAAACUUAUAAGCACCCUGCUGACCCAUGUUCCCUUUGGAUCUGUUGCCACUUUGCCGUGUCCCAUAGACCGAUUGAACCCAAGUGCUCCUGCUGAGCAAAUCGUCCUGUGCAUGGAGAGAGAUGACGAGACGGUGGGCUGGUCCAUAGAUGCUCCUCUAUGUUCUUCUAGUUUAGAUACACAAUAUCAGGACUGGUGUAGUGGGGAUCAUGGUUGUGAGCAGCACUGCCAGAACAAAGACCAAACAUACUACUGUUACUGCUCUGAGGGCUUCGUCAUUGAUGAGGAUGGUUACAGCUGCAAGCCCGACCCCCUGAACCAAAAUGACCCACCUGAAGAACUGUCUCCUGAUCCUGCCAUCACCACCGCCCGGCCCCAAAUCAAACAGGUUUGCGUGGAGGCUGGGUGCGAGUACGACUGUUCUGAAACAGUUCGUGGCAUCCGCUGCACGUGCCCCCCUGGCUUCCAGAUAAGUCCGGACGGCCGCAGAUGCGCCGACGUCGACGAGUGUCAACAACAUCCAUGUCACCAACUCUGCGUGAACACCCGGGGCACCUUCCACUGCWCCUGCUUCAACGGGUUUCAGCCGGACGACGACGGCGAGUGUGUGGACGUGGACGAGUGCCUCGACGACGGCAGCUGCGAGGGCUCCUGUAAAAACACGAUCGGGUCCUUCACGUGCCAGUGUGACCCUGGCUAUGAGCUGAGCGGGGAAGGRGAUUGCCUGGAUGUGGACGAGUGCGUGUUGGAGUCACCCUGCCACCACCARUGUUUCAACCAAAUGGGAGGGUACCGGUGUGAGUGUGACGACGGCUUUGAGCUGCAGGCAGAUGGAUUUACCUGCCAAGCUUCCAGUUAUGAUGAAGAAUAUUCCACCCUGACCCCUGAUUCUGGUACCUCUGAUGAGUAUGGUAUUCCUUGGUCCACCACAGACCCAUAUUUUAAAGAAGAAAGCAACUAUGAAGUCAGUUGGCAGACAGAAGCCCCUGAGGGACUAACUCCUGACAUGGCUCAUCAGUCAGAUGAUCACCUGAACCAGUGGGAUGACCUUUCACCCGUGCRAUACCAAACACCCCAAUCCCCAACGCAUAAAACGGACACCGACAACGACAUAGAUCAUGACGUUAAGACAAGAGGAAAAGAACCAAGUGGUGGGGUCAUAGCUGAAACAGGAUCAUCCAGUGGGACUGGGCAGUCCGAGACACCGAUGGACACCAACARUACAUCAAUGGCAGGAGAGUCUGCUGCUGGUAAACGCAAGCAUGACAAGAGCUGGUUGCUUGURGCUCUGCUGGUGCCUCUGUGUGUGUUUCUCGUGGUGAUGCUGGCAUUAGGAAUCGUCUACUGCACCAGCUGCGCGGUGGAUAAGAGCCUCCGCUUUUCAGACUGCUACCGCUGGGUUCUCCCUACAACGCCUCCUUCCAGGAAGGAUGGCAAAACUCAGGCAUGAACCCUGACGUAAAGAGAGACGAGGAGACACGCCUGCUCACACUUUCUGGUGGCAAAAGACUGCUCACUGAAUGAAAAAUAAAAUGGGUAAAAUACCACCAACUAACUCUGGUACUUUCUGUGGCACAGCUUUUGUAAAUAGCUUUCUUCAUUUGUUGGAAUGCAAUAAAAGUCAAUAAACUGACGAAACAAAU